Molecule: messenger RNA, 195 nt
Organism: Ambispora leptoticha
Lineage: Eukaryota; Fungi; Glomeromycota; Glomeromycetes; Archaeosporales; Ambisporaceae
Source: the annotation of a GenBank genome assembly
AACGAAGUUACCUCAACAUCGCCUACACCUGAAAUAGAUUCUUCUAUAGAAAUAGAAGAUACCUUUAAUAAAUCUUUCCAUAAGGAAAAUAAAACAUUUCAAAUAGAAUUUAAAGACAUUGAUCCAGAAGAUUAUAAUGGUGUAUCAUUAGAAGAUGCUUAUAAUGAUCUACAAUAUUUAGAAACUGUCAAAUAG